AUGGACGACCAAAUUGUUGACAAUGACAACGAUGUCGACCUUGUUCCGAGAGUUCACAUGUGCUUCGAGACACUUGAUGCAGUUAAAAAAUUUUACAGAGACUUUGCUAUUAGAACUGGAUUUGGUAUUAGAAUAAGAAGUUCAAAGAAGGGAAAGGACAACGAACUUAAAUAUGUUAAACUUGUCUGUUGUCGUGAAGGUAAUUAUGUCUCCACCAUACGUCCAGAGGUUAAGACACUACCUAGCCAGACCAAGCAAUGUCAGGCUGGAAUAUCGGUUGGUAAAAAAGAUGGGAAAUGGCACAUAAGAAGUGUUGUCAUGGAGCACAACCACAAUAUUAGUCCUAUUGAAUCAAGGCUGAUAUCAGGAAAUCAAAAGUUAAUAUUCAUGCUAGGCAAACAGUUGACAUAA
Messenger RNA from Vigna unguiculata (cowpea), 411 nucleotides. RefSeq names its product protein FAR1-RELATED SEQUENCE 5-like. NCBI's taxonomy places the organism in Eukaryota, Viridiplantae, Streptophyta, Magnoliopsida, Fabales, Fabaceae. The record is from RefSeq and is a predicted model, not a curated record.